Molecule: messenger RNA, 681 nt
Organism: Aspergillus melleus
Lineage: Eukaryota; Fungi; Ascomycota; Eurotiomycetes; Eurotiales; Aspergillaceae
Product: PMF1/NNF1 family protein
Exons: 2
Coding region: 1-681 (226 amino acids)
Biological process (GO): chromosome segregation
Cellular component (GO): MIS12/MIND type complex
Source: RefSeq, a predicted model, not a curated record
AUGGCAGAAGAACGUGGUCCUUCCCACCCUGAUCCGUCCCGAUCGGCAGCUUCGCCUUCUCCCCCGCCUCCCGCCCCCAUUCCCCUUACGCCAGGCCCGCGCGCCGCCGUUCUGCAGAAGGUGUUCGACCAGGCGCUGGCUCGCACGGUUCGAGCGAACUCAUACGCCAACUUCUCGGGGUGCUUCCCAACGCCGGCGAAGUACGUCCCGGCGAGUUUGGAGUCCGUGUGGAGACAGUUGAACGCGAAGUUGGAGGAGAGCGCUCGCGCCGAAUUCGAUGACAUCGUGCGGGAGAGGGACGCGGUGCGUCAAUUGAACGAGCUGGAUAGGUUGGUCGGGGAGGCCAUCCACAGAAAGGAACACGGUCAAGGAGAUGGUGACGUCGCUGCCCACACUUUGUCGCCGGAUGAGUUGUACCGUGCUCACCUCGCUCCCUAUCUACACGAGACGCAGACGACUCUGGAUUUGAAAAUAGAAGCUACCCAGGCUGAAAAUGCAGAGCUCGCGCAGCGGGUCCAGGCUCAGAGAAUGGAGAUCGAGAGCUUGCUGUCAGGCCUCGAGUCGGUCGUUUCCGACCUGGAAGGAGCAGCGGCGGCAGCGACUCAAUUCUGUGAGGAGAAUGACCUACGAAAAGAAGCUUUGCAGAUGGACGGGGAAGUGAAGGCCAGAUCGGACAUCUGA